GUCUGUCUCCUCUCCCACUCGCACUCCCACUCGCACAGAAACAGGACAGAAGGGGGGGACGUGCAGACGGGAAAGGGCAGCAAGCUGGACAGACAGCUGGACUGGAACCGAGAGGACGACCGUGCGCGUCUGUGUGUGUGAAGGGGUGUGUGUGUGUAGGAGGCGGGGUGUGUGUGGGGGGACAGGUGUUGCUGUCCUCACUACGUGGACAUUCAUCCUGCAGGGAGCAGCGAGGGACCCACCACAGCUGAAGUGAGGAGAGGAGGUGCAGUGACAUCAAGUCAGUCAGCAGACCAGACCAAAGCUGAUUGGAGGAGAGACCACACCGCACCGCAGGCCUGAGCCAUGGCAGGGUGUCGCCUGUCCACCAGCCCCCUCUUCCUCCUCAUUGGCCUCCUUUUUAUUGCCGAGGGGUCGUCAUACCUCAGCGCGCAGAGGUGGAAGUCACGACCACAGCGGGAUCGGCGAAAUGUCCGACCCAACAUCAUCCUCAUUCUCACUGAUGAUCAGGACAUUGAGCUGGGCUCCAUGCAGGCCAUGAAUAAGACUCGUAAGAUCAUGGUGCAGGGCGGGACCCACUUCUCCAACGCGUUUUCCACCACACCCAUGUGCUGCCCAUCGCGGUCGUCCAUCCUUACGGGGAAGUACGUGCACAACCACCACACCUACACCAACAACGAGAACUGUUCCUCCCCCUCCUGGCAGGCUCACCAUGAACCACACACCUUUGCUGUGCACCUGAACAACUCCGGCUACAGGACAGCCUUCUUUGGGAAAUAUCUGAAUGAGUAUAAUGGCUCCUAUGUGCCCCCCGGAUGGAGAGAGUGGUUGGCACUGGUGAAGAAUUCCCGUUUCUACAACUACACUCUCUGCAGAAAUGGCAUUCGUGAAAAGCACGGCACAGAGUACCCCAAGGAUUAUCUCACAGACAUCAUCACCAAUGAGAGCGUCAACUACUUCCGCACGUCUAAGAGGAUUUACCCCAACCGGCCCGUCAUGAUGGUGCUAAGCCACGUAGCUCCACAUGGUCCAGAGGACGCGGCCCCGCAGUACAGCAGCGCAUUCCCCAAUGCCUCCCAGCACAUAACCCCCAGCUAUAACUAUGCGCCUAACCCAGAUAAGCACUGGAUCCUGCGCUACACCGGCCCCAUGAAGCCGGUGCACAUGCAGUUCACCAACAUGCUGCAGAGGAGGCGUCUGCAAACCCUGCUGUCUGUGGAUGACUGUGUGGAAAAAGUGUACAACAUGCUGGUAGAGACCGGAGAGCUGGACAACACCUACCUGAUCUACAUGUCGGACCAUGGCUAUCACAUUGGCCAGUUUGGGCUGGUCAAGGGGAAGUCCAUGCCCUAUGAGUUUGACAUCCGUGUGCCCUUCUACAUCAGAGGUCCUCACGUGGAGGCAGGUGCCAUAAACCCACACAUUGUUCUGAACAUUGACUUGGCGCCAACUCUGCUGGACAUGGCUGGGGUAGAUAUUCCAGCUGACAUGGACGGCAAGUCUAUCCUCAAGCUUCUUGAUACGGAGAGACCUGUUAACAGGUUCCAGUUCAACAAGAACAGAAAAAUAUGGAGAGACUCCUUCUUGCUGGAGAGAGGGAAGCCACUGCACAAGCUGGGUGAUGGGAAGGAGGUGGCCCAGGAAGAGAACUUCCUGCCCAAGUACCAGCGCGUGAGAGACCUGUGCCAGCGAGCGGAGUACCAAACGGCAUGUGAACAACCAGGGCAGAAGUGGCAGUGUUUAGAGGACAGCGCAGGCAUGAUGAGACUGUUUAAGUGUAAGGGGAUUGUUGGUAUGUACUCGCCCCGUGCUCAGGGUCUGCUGGCAAGCCGCACGGCUAAUAUCUACAGUCCCUCCAUCCCUUCUGAUGGCUGCGACUGUGACCCCUCACCAACAGUCAAGAAGAAGAAGCUGCUCACCAAACGAAAGAUCAAGGCCCGGAAGAGUCUGGCUCGGAACCGCUGGGCCCGCUCGGUUCCGCUCCAGUGGGACACCAACCAGUACACUCUGGACCUGGAGGAGGGCUACCGGCCCGUGGGCCUGAAGAACACCAGCAGGAGGGCCGUGUUAGCCCAGCAGGAGGAGGAAGAGGGCUUCAGUGGGAUGGGUGACAGCACUGCCUCACCCUCGACUGGGAACAGCCUCUCCCCACCCGCAGCCCUCAAAGUCACCUACAGGUGCUCCAUAUUAAUGAAUGACACAGUGAGUUGUGAUGGCGGCUUGUACAAAUCACUGCAGGCCUGGAAAGACCAUAAACUCCACAUUGAACACGAGAUUGAGACUCUGCAGACUAAGAUAAAGAACCUGCGGGAGGUGAAAGGCCACCUGAAGAAAGCCCGGCCGAAGGAGUGCAACUGCGACAAGGACAUGUAUCAGGCUCAAUACAAGGGAAUGUUCCGCCUAAAAUCAGGACGUCUGCAGUCUCUGAGAGCGGCCUCUAAGGAUAAGAAGCAGUGGUUCCUGAAGGACCAAAAGCGCCGGAAGAAAUUGCGGAAGCUGCUGAAGCGCCUGCGUAACCAUGACACCUGCAGUAUGCCCGGCCUCACCUGCUUUACCCACGACAACCAACACUGGCAGACAGCCCCCUUCUGGACAAUGGGUCCAUUCUGUGCCUGCACCAGUGCCAACAACAACACAUACUCCUGUCUGAGGACCAUAAAUGACACUCACAACUUCAUUUUCUGUGAAUAUGCCACGGGAUUCCUGGAGUACUUUGAUCUUAACACAGACCCAUAUCAGUUGAUUAAUGCAGUGAGCAUGCUGGAUAGGCAGGCACUCAACCAAAUGCAUCUCCAGCUCGCCAAGCUACGCGGCUGCAGAGGCCACAAACAGUGCAACCAGGAGACAGGUGUGAAAGAACGCAGCUAUGUCAAAGAGUACAGGCCGCUUCACCGUCGAAAGAGGCCAAAAUUGAAGAAACAGACGUCCAAAUCCAUGGGUCAAAUUUGGGAAGGAUGGGUGGGUUAACCACACCCCCGUCUCUUCGCUCAUAACAAGUCAGUGGUGAAGAAUAAGGACGGAUGGGUGAACAGAUGAGGACCCCGCCCAAACACAUACAUAACCCCCCCUCCCACGCCCCCACCACCACCACCGCCACUGCCACCACUACGCCAUACCGCAUCGGAGCUGAUUGCCAGGAGCCUCAUAGUUUGGGCGAAGCUAUUGCUCUUCCAACUGCACUGCCACUAGACAGCACUGGGGCCCCACACGACAUGGACAGCAUCAGCUUCUCUAUUCUCUGAUGUUUUUUUCAUACAAUGACAAAAACACAUGCAGACACACAUGCAAGCGCAUUUGCACACAAACACACACACAUACACACACACACACGCACACACACACACACACACACACACACACGCCACACAGACAGACAGACAGACAGAAAGACAGACACACACACACAGUCUUCUUUUAAUUGUAUUAUUCUGUCAUCAGUCAUAAGCAUUUCAGGAUAUACUUUUAUUUUCUCUGUGAAGCAACAAUUAUUUUGCUUUCCUAAAUGACUGUCUCUUUAUUAUCUCCACUCUAUCACCUCCUCAGCAAGCCAUUUCCAUCUGAAGAGCACUUUUGUGGUUACGGUUCAGAACACUGGCUAUUUUCAUUGACAUUAAGACACCGAUGAGGUGCCAAAAUUCCACUCUGAAGUUGACCAUGUGUCAUUUUAUGUAUUUUUUACUGUAGAUACUCUAGCAUGGACUUAAAACUGAACUACUGUGAAUGGUAUGGAGAGAGACUCUUUAUUCACCUCUGUACAGGAAUGUAAAAACAGGUCUCAUUUCGGUCUUUAACACUGUGUUGGUGUUUUUAGCUUCUCCACUAUAAAUGAUCAGACAUCAGUGUAUCAUUUACAACCUUUUUGUCCUCUGUGGUUUGGCUAGAAUCUCCCCACUAUCAAAAUAUCUUUGAGCAUACCACUGUGAAGAAUACAACGUGUUCCCCUCUUUGAGUGCAUCAACACAUCUGGAAACUUAUUCAGAAGACUGUUUGGAGGCCCACGGAAGGAAGAGCUGCCUCUAAGCAGCCAUCCAACAUCUCCCCAUGAGCAGGGGCUUGCGCAAGGACUUUUGUCGGACAUUCAGUCUCACUGCGUUGCAGAUGAUGACUGGAUGGAGGAGCGUGACGCUGUUCCGAAGCAUCCGGGGAAGAUGGUCUCACACUGGUAGCUCUGCAUCCGUUCACAGGUUGCAUGGCCAAUUCUUGACCUUGUGCCCAUGCUGUGGGGCCUGUUUUGUGUUUUCAUCUGAGACAUCCAGCCAUCUUUCCUUGAAAGACCUGUGUACAGUGGCCACGUCGAUUUAACCUUUCUGUCAAUGCUGACAUGAUUUCACAUGUUAGAUGUUAGCAUCAACGUCACCAAACAUGGGUGGUGCUAUAGGGUGGUAAAGGCCUAGACUGCCGCUGACUUUGGGACAGAUCUGCAUCUGAUUCCACGUCAGAUUAGGGCCAGCACUGGGGCAGAUCUCUUCUAAAGUAAGCUGCUCUCUGGGAAGAUCUUUUCAAAACAAAUAAAUGAACAACAUGAUGUACAGUAUGUCUUUGAAUUGAUGUUGAAUUGUGCAAUCCAUGUAAAUGUUUUGGUAUAUUUUACACAAUAUAAAUGUAGGUCUUGACCUCUCAAGGUCAAUAAUGUAUGUAUAUCUAACGUGAAUCAGUGAGUGUGUUCAUUUAGAUUACCCAAAAUAAUUGAUGCUCUGUCUGAAUGUCUUUUUUUUCAAGAGCAUUUGAAUAACAUACUAGAUUUGUCUUUGAACAAUACAUGAAAAAAUAGCAUGACAUAAUGUGUGAUGAGUGAGUCAUACAAAACUAUGUUGCCAUGUGUGUACAGUACUAGAUGCUCCAUUUGUUGUAACAGGGAAUGCUGAUAGUAAAUAAAGUAAGUAAU
Molecule: messenger RNA, 4885 nt
Organism: Alosa sapidissima (American shad)
Lineage: Eukaryota; Metazoa; Chordata; Actinopteri; Clupeiformes; Clupeidae
Gene: sulf2a
Product: sulfatase 2a
Exons: 21
Coding region: 346-2967 (873 amino acids)
Cellular component (GO): endoplasmic reticulum; cell surface; Golgi apparatus
Molecular function (GO): N-acetylglucosamine-6-sulfatase activity; glycosaminoglycan binding; calcium ion binding
Source: RefSeq, a predicted model, not a curated record